This is a messenger RNA of Asterias rubens (European starfish), 2926 nucleotides long. RefSeq lists its product as uncharacterized. Gene Ontology annotation, cellular component: cilium; CatSper complex. The record is from RefSeq and is a predicted model, not a curated record. Lineage: Eukaryota; Metazoa; Echinodermata; Asteroidea; Forcipulatida; Asteriidae. The transcript has 19 exons. Bases 1 to 2472 code for a protein of 823 amino acids.
AUGCCCACUGGUACAGGGAUGUAUACCAGACCAUAUCGUAGAUCUAAUCCAUAUACAGACAGAGCUUCAGACGUCGGAACUGAAUUCAUGACCCUGACUCGCAUGCAAGGCUUUUGUCCGGGUAUCGAACCAGGGUCCACAGAGGUGUGGCUCUCGAAUGAUGGAGGAAACCAGUUUGAUCUGCUUCUUACUCUAGACAGCAACCAGACUAUAGAACAUUGCUAUGUGGAUCUGCACGGAGGGAAAGUGGUCUUCACUAGUAACACACACAAGGUGUACUACAGGAGUGCAGGUGUGAAGAAGAUGAUAGAGGUCUCCCCUACACCAUUACCUGACGACCAUGGGCAACCACAACCAGCCCUUCAAUCUCUAGCUGUUCACUUCACUCACACAGGCUCCGCAACCCUGCUGGGGAUUACCAAGCUAAACCCAGACUGGUGGGUACAGGAGAUUAACUUGUCAACUGCAACUCAGCUCUCAAGUAUAGCAGUGAAGAGCGCCCUCUCUGUUCAGCUCAUGACAGAUUCCAAGGUGAUACUCUAUGAAGUCAUCUCAACUGUGGACAGUGUCCUACCAACACCGCUGCGGAUUCUAACUCAGCAGGCAUCUGCUGGAAAGCAACUCAACCAAAGGGAUAUUGGCAGAGCGAUAAUCACAGAUGCGGUGCCGGAGUUUCAGGUACCUAGUUAUUCUAUCGCUGUUGCCAGAGCGAUCGUCUUUACUAAGUUUGAAGAGGAAACUUGGCGUGACAGACCAGAAUUCAAGAAUACUGUUGAACUUGUGCGAUAUAAUGGAGCGACUGUCUGGUUAAUUCUGCAACUUGAUAAAGACGGCCCCGGUUGGCAUUGUGGAGAUGUAGGGAAGACCCUUGCUAUGCCUUAUGCCUCUAGCAUCCUGAUACUAUCAUGUCAUAACCACACCCACUCUAAGGGCCUCGCCCUUCUCUCUAAUAUGAUCAAACAUUUCUACCCGGCCAAGAGUUGGAGUCUCUUCGACUUGCGUCCUUAUCAAAACCAUGCUGAUGUCAUUAAUCAGACAUUGUCCAUCGACGGCACGUUGAACAUUGCGUGCCUUCAGCAGGAAGGAAGAUUCCAGUUUGACCAGCGCCACUUGAAUAUGACACUGGAGGUGUCAAACGGACAUGCUAUAGUCACGCACAUUAUUGAUGAGAGCUGCUGUAAGUUAAAGAGGGUCACUGGCUCAAUCGCCGGACUGAUCGUGCCCGGAGCUUGGGGCCUCUACAAAACCAAAUCAGGUGGCAAAGUGGAACAGUUGACAGUGACUGAGCCGUCGUGUCAGCACUACUUGACCCCUGACCCCAAUGCCAGCAAGUAUCCAGUAAGACACCUAGAUGUUGGGGACAGCUUCUCCUUCUCUGUGACUGCAACAUUCAAAGGAAAAAGAUUCACCAAUGAGCCCUUGAUGUAUUUUCGUGUGGCCAACCCCAGAGUGAUCAGCGUAAGCUCCAAUUACGUCAAGGAUAAGCACGGCUCGGAGAAGAUUUUGAUGACCGUCAAAAACCGCUUAUAUGGGAAGGGGUCAUCUGCCGUAACCUUUAACCUUCCAGAAGCAUCCCUUGCGUGCACUCGUACGUCAUUCACCCUAACAUUCAAGGCAACUUGUCCACCCACGAAGCACCUUCAUUACCUGUACGAGCCCCAACUGACACAGCAAGAGUUGUUGUACGGUGCUCCGAAAGACAACAAGGAAAGACCUGUCCUUAUUGAUAUUCCGGUUAACUACCGGCCGCCGUCACCUCUUGGUAUUUCCAUCCCUACUAGUUAUAAUGUAUACAACGCUGACCCUGGUCUCCCAAGACCAAGAGACAUCUAUCAGAUAUCCAAGGACACUGGUGUGUACAAGCAAUGCCACGGCAAAGCCAGUAGAGCAGACUGUGGCUGCACUGAUGCUAUGAAGCUAUCCUCAUUAGAGAGAUACACUGACUGUAGACAGAGAGCAUAUAGGCUGUUGCAUCCAGGCAAACUGGCCCUGAAGUUCCACAUCGUAGAAGAUGAGAAGAAAACUGUGGAGUUAGGAGAACCCUAUGUCAUCACGCUGAAUGAGGUCAAUGGACGAGCUGACUACAUAGUGGAAGGUGAAUCCAACCCAAGCCUGGAUAAGAUUAGUUCUGAUUUGACGUCAGUGAUUCUUAAUGAGAGCCAGCUUAUUAAUCCCAGUACAGUCAAGCUGAUACUCACUGGUUCAGGGCUGUACCACUUCAGGGCUACAGUCUUCCAAGGAUUUUCCUACUGCAGGCUACAGGAUGAAGUUCAGGUUUACAUUGACUUGGCACCGCUGCCUAACCCUACCCAGAUGAUAGUGAUAGCUGUAACCAGUGUAGUGAUAGGUGGGGUGUUGUUCUCAGUCUAUUUGUAUUACCUCCACUCACAUCAUCGGACUCGUAUCAGGAAGAUUGGAUCAAAGUGUAUGGAUCCCCAUGGCCCAGAGGAGCAUAUGCACGCUACCAAGUAGACAGCCUCUACAUUCAAGACAAAGUAUCCUGUCUACUAAAGUGAAGGUAACGCUUCUCAAUACACUCUUUUGGUUGGAAGCCUAUAGGAGCUUUCAAUAAUAUAAAGCAUUUUACUUCAAAAGUAACGCUUCUCAGGUUGUAUAUUCCAAGUACUGAUUAUUGUUCCUCGUGAUAUUUCCUCUGCUUUUUUUUCUAUAUGUAUUGUUCAAUCCAGGUUUAAUUCCAAACAGUCUGGCCCCUUUUUGUGAAAUGAUAAUAAGUACUCAUGGAUGUGUUUUGUCUACAGGGAACAUGACCAAAUUUUAAUAUGAUAAGUGUAAGUUGUUCCAAUCAUAAUUGAUGAGUUUGAUCUAAAUUUGGAUUUUUAAAAGUUUUACAAUUGAUUGUUGAAGUUGACAUUCCAGUUAAACAAAUGUUGUGCAAUUCAGAUUUAUGUAAUUGGGGGGGGGGUGG